This is a messenger RNA of Aspergillus terreus NIH2624, 423 nucleotides long. RefSeq lists its product as uncharacterized. The coding region runs from base 1 to 423 and encodes 140 amino acids. NCBI's taxonomy places the organism in Eukaryota, Fungi, Ascomycota, Eurotiomycetes, Eurotiales, Aspergillaceae. The record is from RefSeq and is a predicted model, not a curated record. The transcript has a single exon.
AUGUCUGUUGAAGCACAUAAGAAAACCCCUCCGUCUGCUCCUGGUCUCCCAGACCCAAGUCAAACUCCCUCCACACCCAUCGACCCCUCGAGCCUGAGUCUUCCCGAGAAGAGACUUUACGACUUCUUGUGCGCCCAGGGAUGGACUGACGAACAGUCCUCCUCGUUCGUCACUCAUAUCGAGCCGAUGAAAGAUGCCCUCUCCCACCAUUUCUACUCGCAAGGUUGGAGCACCGAUCAAGUGCAAUUUCCCCACGAGCGUUGCCAGAUGGACGUGAUGGCGACCACCGUGCAGGCGGUCCUGGGAGCGGCCCUUGUCGACAGCGGAGGUUCGGUGAUGUACCUGGAGGAGGUGGCGGAUCUUUUCGGGUUGGGUUGGCCUGCAGCAAUCGAAGCUGGCAACAAGGGAGAAGAUAGUGCUUGA